This is a messenger RNA of Pochonia chlamydosporia 170, 840 nucleotides long. Its product is annotated as protein-tyrosine phosphatase, active site protein. Gene Ontology annotation, biological process: dephosphorylation. The record is from RefSeq and is a predicted model, not a curated record. Gene Ontology annotation, molecular function: phosphoprotein phosphatase activity. NCBI's taxonomy places the organism in Eukaryota, Fungi, Ascomycota, Sordariomycetes, Hypocreales, Clavicipitaceae. Bases 1 to 840 code for a protein of 279 amino acids. The transcript has 2 exons.
AUGCCCCUCUCCCCCGACGAGCUCGAUGCCCUCUCGGCCACUGACGUCCGCGAACCUCUUGCGCCAGAAGUCCUCCUCCCCGUCCUAACAUCCGCGCCCUUCAUCCCCUCCCGAUCCCUCUUCAACCUCCGCGACCUCGGCGCCGUCCCCGGCAGCGCCCUUCCCACCACGCGCUUCUACCGCUCCGGAUUCCUCCAAGGCGCGGCCCAAGACCCCGAAGCUCAAGCCUGGCUCGCCAGCCACGUCCGCCGCAUCUUCGACCUGCGCAUCCCUGAAGAGCGAGAAUCAGCCCCCGACCCAGCGAUCCCCGGCGUCGAAAACGUAUGGCUGGACGUCGAAGAUGGAUAUCCCAUGCCUCCGCUGGAGGAAUUCGCCGUCGACGGAGGCCAACUCGCCUGGAAGAAGGAAUACAUGAACUGCGCGCUGGCCUAUCGCCCUCUCAUCCGAAAGAUCCUGGAACAUAUUCGCGAUACACCCGCCGAGCCGGUCCUCUUCCACUGCACAGCCGGCCGUGACCGCACAGGUGUAGUAGCAGGCUUGCUGCACGCGCUGGCCGCCUCCCCCGCCGACGCAUCCACGCGCGACUACAUGCUCUCACGGAUCGGGACGGAGCCGGCGCGAGAGAAACUCAUGCAUUACGCCAUGAGCACCCUUGGCAUCAAGGACCCUGAGACGCCCGGGUUUUAUGACCUGGUUAGUCUGCGGCCUGUGUUUUGGCAGCGCUUCCAGGAGGCGCUUGAUGAGGACUUUGGCGGCUGGGACGGCUAUGUCACGCGUGGAUUGGGGUUUUCAGAGGGUGACUUGCAGAAGAUUAAGGCUAAUUUGCGGUUCGUAGACUAG